Messenger RNA from Aplosporella prunicola CBS 121167, 890 nucleotides. RefSeq lists its product as uncharacterized. Lineage: Eukaryota; Fungi; Ascomycota; Dothideomycetes; Botryosphaeriales; Aplosporellaceae. The transcript has a single exon. The coding region runs from base 237 to 593 and encodes 118 amino acids. The record is from RefSeq and is a predicted model, not a curated record.
GGAGAGAAUAGUAUAAUAUUAAAAAAGUAAAGUGAUGAUAGGGUUCGUGCUAAGCGAGAUAAUAUGGUUAUAGUGGUGAUGGUUGACAGAAGGCUUUUUGGGUUAUGAUGGUGUCUUGAAGUUGGCUUGGAUGGGUAGCUAGGGCGCUUCGGCUUCGAUUUCGGCCGGUGUUUGCACGGCCUGCCCUCUCUGUCCUCUCUCUAUAAGCGGGUCAAUCUUCAAGAGUGCAAGGAACAAUGCACGGAAGGAAGGAUCGAAGAAAGCAUAGACAAGAAAACCAUUCCAAGCUAACUCAAAGCACACAAAUAUUCAUCUUCAACAAAAACACACCAAGAACAAAAAAGACCUCAACCCAUACCCCUUCCCUCCCUACUCAACAAAACGCCUACGCCGAACACCACAGCACAAAUGACUCGAAACCCGCAACGCAGACGUCGGAACAAAAGCACGCUACGGAAACGCUACUCGUGGACGCUACGGUCGCUAGGCACCUAACGCAGAGAGGUAGCGACGCGGGUGGGCUAGGUCUAUGGUGUGGGUGUGGCGCCGAGGGUGCGCCGGUGGUGCGUGUGGGGCGGGGGCGGGUUUUUUAGAGGAGGGUCUUUGGGGUUGGCGUGGGAUGGGCGGGGUUUGCUAGAGGUUUGAGGCUCGGUGCGUUGGUCAAUGAGUGUCUGGAGGGAGCCGCGGAGAAAGAGGGCUUGUGGUGUGGGUUGGUGGUGAUGGGGCGGGAACGCGCAGCACGACUGUACAAUAGGUAGUGCCUGGUGGCCGGGCGAGCGAAGCAAGAAAGCAAGGGAGCAACCUACUCGAACCCUUCUCCCUCCUAGCCGUUAAGCGCUUCUUCUCAGUAUCGCUGCCACUACCGCCAUCUCCAUCGCCUUAUGCAUCCU